GCGGUCUGUUUAUCGUUUUUAAUUUUGCGGAAAUUAAUUAGUGAUUUAAUAUUCAUGGAAGGAUAUUGUGAUAAAUAAGCAGCAAAAUGAAGAACAAACCUUUGCGUCACAAGGAGACCAAUACUUUCAAGCACAAACCUUUUUCGGUAAGGGUAACAGAAAUCGAUGUCGAUGUAUUCCAUCGAGUUUCCCACCGAAAUGAAGAGGACACCGAUGAAGAAACCCAUUUCUAUCAAGCAAUUCAAAAAUGGAACGUGCUUAAUCUUUCCGAAAAUUACAGCAGACUCAAAAAAGAACUGCGAAAUAUCGUCACAUUAGCACAACUCCUGUACAGCAAACAAGAUGUGCUUGAUGCACUUAUGAAAUAUUUAAAACUGAAAGACCCACUUUGCUUGCAAACAGUCUUAGAGUUAAUCGUUGCAGUGGCGAGAGACUUGCAGAAUGAAUUCUACGAGCAUUUUCCGGAAUUUUUGUCGGCUAUCAUUGAUCUUUUGCACACUAAGGAUGUCGAGCAGCUUGAGUAUACUUUCACAGCUUUGGCUUACUUAUUCAAAUUCUUGUGGCGAUAUUUAAUUAGAAAUGUGGAUAAAGUUUUCACUCUACUUUUGCCCCUUUUAUCCGAUUCUCGGCCACAUUACAUAAACGCUUUUGCUGCUGAAAGUUUCGCCUUCGUGGUUAGAAAAGUUAAAGACAAAAAAUGUUUUCUCACUCUAGUUUUAAGUGCAUUAGAAGAAACUCAGAAUGGAGUCCUAGGUUGCGGAAAAUUGUUAUUCGAGGUAAUUUCUGGAAUAUCAAAUCAAUUCCACUCAGCUGCAGAAGAUUUACUCCCUCUUUAUCUCGAAUCACUUCAAGACGAGUCACUAAAUCAGGAUCUCCUCUAUCGAGUCUUGGCAGAAGUUAUAAAAAACAUUCUAGACACAAUUCACUACCAAAAAUGUGACAUUUUGUGGAAAUCUUUCUUCCGCGUGACUGACAAAUUUAUAGAAAGCAGUUCGCUCUGUCAAAAAUCUAAAGGAAGAGAAGAUCCCAUGAUUCUUAUUCUUCGUCUCAUGUUCAAUCCCGUCGUCGAUAAAGGCGGAAGAAUGGUCAAAGAUCCAGUGAUAAUUGCAAACAAAUUUGCAGAAUUCGUAAAAAUUUUCGAAAAUAACACUCAAGUCUUAGAGGAAAUUCUUAAACUUUCAACCAAUUUACUUCUCGCUCCAUGUGUAAAUAUAAGUCAAGAAACUGGAAGUUACCUAGUGUUGAGAAUUUUAUCAAUACCACAUACGGAAUUGUUGCUGACUAUUGUUGAAAAAUUAAUUCCUUUCACCUCCUUCGAAUCUUUAGUCCUGCCGCAUUUGCUUAAAAUCAACAUUGAGCCAGAUUACAGAAGUCAAGUUUUGCGUUUGCUCGCGAAGAUAAUAAAAGAAAAAUCGCCUCCAUCUCUCAGUGGAAUAUCGCUUCAAAAAUGGCGCAAAUUCAACUUGAACGUUCGGAGUGAAUCCAUUGAUGGGGACUUUUUACUGAAGAAGCUGAAAACCCUGGAAGACGAACCCUCAGAAGAUGUUCUUCGUGUUAUAUUGAUACUUCCUCAUCUGAAUCCUUUAAAUAAGGAUCUUAAAACCUCUUUAUUAAAGGGUUUAGUUUCUCUUCAUGACAAGAUUAUCGAGACAUCUGCUCCACAGGAAAUCAAUAAACUAGUCUUCCCAUUCUUGCUAGCAGUCGAUUCUGCCGUUCACAUACUGAGUCCUGACGACUUUUAUCAGUUUCUCGCUUCUAAUUUCAAGAUAUUGGAAUUGACGCAAAAGCACAAGGAUCAGCCUGCAAUUUUAAACUCACUAGACUUGAGUUUAACUUACCUAAACGAAUCACAGUUCCAUGAGAAGAUCAUCAACAACACAACCUUCGAUUUCUUGCAUGGAUUUCUAACAGAGAAACUGGGAUCCGAAAAUCCAGGAAUUCGCUUAACAGUGACGCAUAUUUUCUCAUUGUUUAAAAACGUAGCGGGUCUAAAAACGGAGACGGAAAAUAGCGGAAGAGAUGUUUUUGAACUUCUCUACUUGGCUGAAAAUCAACCAGCCACGGUUCAUAAAUACAGAGACAAGUUAUUGCAUUUGGAGGCUUUGAAUUUCGAGAGUCAAGCACUGAUUUCUUUGGACCCGUCUUAUUAUGAUGUGCCACUCUAUUAUUUAAUUGGCAACUUGUAUCUCAACUUCUCACUCCUCUGGGAUCCUGUUUGCAAGAUUUUGGCUACUUACGCGAACAAGAAGUGUUCACAAUUCUGGCCAAUAUUUCUUGCUCAAUUGACAGGAGAGAUCAAUGUUUCAAGUUCUUGUAUUUCGACAUUUAAGUGCGACAUUAUAUCUUCACUAGAAAAAGGAAUUAGUGACAAUGAUGAGAAGGUUGACUGUGAAAAUUAUAGGCUUCUACUUUGGAAAUCUAUGUCUCAUUUCUCCGAAUAUUGUGAGACGAAAAAUCGGGAUUUGACAGUUCUAUUUAUAGAUUAUGUGGAGAAAUUUGUUUUUAAAUCUAAUAGUGAAGAUGGAAAGUCUUGCAAUAUUGAGAAACGCAGAGAAGUGAAUUCGGAAGAGUUUGAAGAAGAGGAGGACGAGGAAAUAAAAGAAGAGGAUACGAAAGAAAAUGAUGAGAAGGAAGGUGAAAAUGCGGAUAAAGAAAUAAAAGAAGAUGCGGGUAAAAUGAAAGUUGACAAAAAGAAAAAAGAUAAUAAGGAACCUCAAUCAAGAAACAAGAUGAAGCUUCUCCUUGCCCAGAUGCAAGUUUUCAGCAAAGUCGUAAAUCCAAAAUCACUCUACAGAGAACCCGAGAUGUUUAAAAUCUAUUUGGAUCUCCUAACAUCCAAGAACUCCGAGAUUCAAAAAGCUGCUCUUAAUUGUCUUUUCAGCUACAAACACAAGUACCUUCUGCCUUACAAAGAACACCUGAAUAAUUUUGUUGACGAGAAACAGUUGAAAAGCGAGUUGACUCAUUUUAAAAUCACCAAGGAGGACAGCAUAAUUGAGGAAGAUCAUCGUGAAGGCCUCCUUCCAAUUUUGAUGAGGAUCAUCUACGCGAAAAUGACAAUGAGAGUCGGAAUGAGAACUGGCGGCAAAGCUGGUGGAAUUGUUCGUCGAAAAAUGAUACUUCGAUUUCUCGCCGGGGCAGAGGAAGAAGAAAUGUUUACUUUUGUUCAGAUGGCUUUCAAACCUUUCGAAAAUCGUCUUCCAAUUUCAUCAGGAGGCAGUGAGGAUCUGAGGCAAAUUGUUAGUGACGUGAUCGGCCAAGUUGAUCUGACUAAUGUCACACCUCCAAAGAGACUUCAAAGCGCUGUUAAUCUACUUGCGAUUUUGAUAGAGCAGUUUGGCGGUAAGAUGAUGGAGAAAUUGCUGCCUCAUCUUUUGAGAAUUCUGUUCUGCAUUUUGGCCCAGGUCUCUGGAAUUCUCAACAAAUCGGAUCAAAUUCAUUCCGGAUUCUUACCAUCAAUCAGAAAUGUGAGGACAAGUUGCAUCAACAUUCUCGCUAGGUUCUUCGUUCAUUUUGAGAAUUACAAGUGGACUACUUCGGAAAUCGACUCAGUAUUCGACAUUGCAGUUUUUCCCUGGCUUGAAAAAUUGCCCCUGGAAGGCAUUCAUAGUCCAACUGCUUUAUUGAAAAUGUUCUUGGCUUGGAGUCAGAAUCCUAGGUAUUAUUCUCUGCUUGUGAAACACCAAGAAAAUGAUAAGGCCUUCACGCCUUUGGUGUAUGUGAUGCAAUUAUUAUUGGGACCUAAAACUCAUCCCUCAGUCGCAAACACAAUUCUCGAAAUGAUCGAGAAGAUGUUGACUCUGCAGGACUACGAUAAAUCAAAUCAAGAUCCUGAUGCGAUGGAAGUAGAGGAGAGAAUUGAAUCUCUAAGUUCUGUGGUUUCAAAUUGUUUGGAACUGAACUGGGCUUCUUUACCCAAGGGAAUAAAUUAUGGAUCGGCGAUUCUCCUUCCACAUGUCACGAGUAUUCUAGAAUACGUAAGAAGGAAAUUGGAAAAGAUCAAGAAGUUCAACAAGGGAGUCAGAAAGUCGGAGCUUGUUAUUCUCUCGAGAAUUUCCGAGUUUGUCUCUGACAGUGAAACUAGUGAUACACUUUUAUCCCUGAUUGUUCCAAUUUUGGUUAAAAAAGCUUCUCUGGGGGAGUCUGAAGAAAUUAUAGUCGACCUUCUCACGACGGUCACGAACCUUAUAAAAAAUGUAAAGAAUCCUGAACAGCAUAUCAGAAUCCUCACACCGUUGGUCAGUUGUAUUUCUGGUGUUCUCCCCAGAAGAGACUUGAUUCAGUUGUUCAUUAUUAUUGCCAGCAGAUCAUCAGAGAGUAUCAGAGAGAGGAUGAUUCGAGACUUUAAUUUAUUAAAGGCUCUCAAUUCCUGGGAUGUGAAGUGGGUUGACCAGCCCGACUUUCAAAAAAGACUGGACACAUUUGAGGAAUUGAAUUCGCUUAUUGGAAAGAAUGAAGUCUCCCUUGAAUUUGGAGUUGCUGUUAUCCACAAUUGUUUCUUCUUUUUGAAGACUGAAAAAGAUUUAGCGAUUCGAGAUAGUUCGGGACAAUGUUUGAAGGACAUCGGUCAAAAAUUGACAGAGAAUCACAAAGGAAAUCCGGUUGAUAGAAGAUAUUUAAUAGAUGAUGCGAUUUUGGGAAUGGUGAGGAAAAGUUUAAGAAGCAAAAAUGAAACUCUAAGACUUCAGUCUAUAGCCUUUUUGGGCCACAUGGCUCUCGAGUGUUCCGACGUUCAUCCAGUGUUGAGAGAUCUGUCGCAGUUAGCGAACAAAGUUGAUCCUGAAGUUGAUUUUUUCGAAAAUAUGCAGCAUUUACAGCUGCACAGAAAAGCCCGAGCACUUUUGAAAUUCUGUUCAGUGGCCAAGACACUUCAGAGAGCACCAAAUCCGAAGACGUUAACUCAAUUUAUUCUCCCUCUUGCUUCGACAUAUUUGUGUAAUGAAGACUUUGCGAAUAAAAACAGCAUUGUGGAUGCCUCUAUCGAAACUGUGGGAACAGUUUGUCGUUUGCUACCUUGGCAUCAGUACGAAGUAAUUUUAAAGUAUUACUUGGAUAAGCUCAGAGGUUCGUUUGAAUUUCAGAGACAACUUGUCAGGCUUAUUGUCGCUAUUUUGGAUGCCUUUCACUUCGACCUUUCGAAGUAUAAGGAAAUUAAACCCUCCUUGGAAGCUGAACAGCCAUUGAUUUUGGAGGAGAGUCAUGUUUCUAUCUUAGAAGAAACUCCUAUUAUUGAUGAAGAGAAUGCAGAGACUGUUGAUAAGCUUAAAGCCGAAGUAAAUCUCGAUGAAGCUUUAGAAAAAGAAGCGGACAAUGAUUUACCUGCAGAAGAGAUUGAAGAAAGCUCUGCUGGGAAAUUAGGCGACUUAUCAGCAAUUGAAAAGGAGACAGUCCUUUCUAACUACAUGGCGAAGAGACUUGUCUUCAGUAUCUCGAAGGUCCUUUUGCCUCAAUUGCAGCGAACAAUUGUCGCAAGAACUCAUCAUGAAAACAGUCACAAAGUGAACAGGAAGAGAACUGGCGACGAGAGAGAAGAGGAAGAAUUGAUGAGAGUUCCUGUUGCUCUCGCGGUUGUUAAGCUGCUUCAAAAAUUGCCUGAGGGGAUGUUGGACUCAAAUCUUCCCGGUAUUUUCAUGAAGCUCUGCACCUUCCUGAAAUCGAAACUCGAAUCGGUUCGAAGAGCAACUCGAGACAUUCUGAAGAGCAUUAUGAUCACACUUGGUCCUGUUUAUCUUCAUUAUUUGUUGAGGGAAAUGAACGCUCUUUUGACGAAAGGUUUCCAGGUUCAUGUUCUUGUUUUCACGAUUCAGUCUGUUUUGGAAUGUUUGAAGCCCUUUCUAAAACCGGAAUACGUCAAUACAAACUUGAGAAGUAUUUUGUCAGUUUGCAAAGUUGACUUAUUUGGAUUGACUGCUGAAGAAAAAGAUAUUAUUGGAAUUGUGAAGAACACGUCUGAAGCUAAGUCAACGAAGAGCUACGCUAUCUUUCACACAUUGGCUGAGUUUAUCAGCGAAUCGUGUCUGAUUGAUAUCAUGCUGCCGCUAAAAGAAGUUCUUGGAAAGACACAUUCGCAUAAAACGCUGUACAAAGUUGGUGAAUGUUUGAGGCAAAUUUCUAUGGGUCUGGCGGAUAAUAAAUUCAUCGAGACGAGGCAAAUGUUAAUAUUUCUUUAUGGUGUUAUUUCGGAAAGCAUUCCAGAUCUUGUCCCAACAAAGAAGGAGAAUAAACCCAGUGAAAAGGAAAUCAGAGUUCGAUCACGUCAGAAUCCUGAUUGUUUUCUUAUUCAGCCGGAACCGAAGAGUAGAAUGGGUGCAAAAAAUAGUGCGAAAAAGACGAGAAACACUAAUGCGCAUUAUCUGGUUGAAUUUGGACUCGAACUGAAACACACUUUUUUGAAGAGGGAUAAAUUUGCUGGUGUUGAAUACAAACCGCUCUUGGAUCCUUUUGUGCCAAUUUUAAACAAGAGUCUCAAGUCUCAACAUGUGAAAAUCAGUACACUAGCCCUGAAAUGUUUGAAUUGGGUUAUCAAAAUGGACCUGCCCUCAGUUCACGAAUUAAUAUCCGAAAUCUGCUCUUCAAUAUUCAGUAUUCUCCAUAAAUACGCAGUGGCCGGUUUAAGCAAAGGAGAGAAUUACGACUUAGUGAUGGCAGCUUUUAAAUGCACUUCAGUUAUUCUGCGAAAUGUGAAACAUUUCACAAUAAGUGCGGAUCAGCUCAAAUUGCUGAUAAUUUACGCCGAGCAAGAUCUACACGACAGUGAGAGACAAGCGACAGCUUUUGGUCUCCUCAGGGCGAUUAUCAGUCGAAAAAUGAUUGUUCCCGAGAUGCACGAUGUCAUGCACAAAGUGGCGAUACUGAGUGUCACUUCAGAAUUAGAUCACGUGAAACUGCAAUCUCGACAAGUCUUCUUCUCAUAUUUAAUUGAUUAUCCUCUCGGCAAUAAACUCAAAGAUCACAUUAACUUUUACACUGCUCAACUCAACUAUGAACUCCAGCCAGGUCGAAUGAGCGUUUUAGAAAUGAUUCACAGCAUUGUCACAGCAUUUCCAUUGAAAGAACUCGUCAAAUAUUCGGGUUCUUUAUUCGUUUCGGUGGGCGUCAGACUCAUAAAUGACGAUGAUCCUGCCUGUAAAAAACUUGGCGCGAAAUGCAUCAGAGAGAUGAUAAAACGUCUUCCGAAUAAUCAAAGGAAUGAACUCUUCGAUGUUGUGAUGACCUGGAUGAAGGAAAAAAAGAUGACGCACAGAAGUUUGGCUCUUCAACUCUGCGGAAUAUUUAUUCUUGUUGAGACCGAGGGUUUCGAAUCAAGGCUCGAAGGAGUGUUGCCGUUUCUGUUGAAGCAAUUUCACGCUCAUGUGGAUGAAUCUAAACCAGGGCGUUUUGUAAAAGUUCAAAAUUCGAUUGGAAGAUCUGGCGAAGUUGGAAAGAAUAUCAAAGAUCCAGAGAGACUGAAGGAUCAUCAUUUGAUUCUUGUUCUGCAGGUAUUGCUGAAGGUGGCUGCAAACUGCACGGCUUUUUUGAAAGAUGAGAAGUUCAAGGAUCUUGUACACUCCUUUGCUGAUCAAAGUCAAUCUCUGCUGGCACAUCCACACUUGUGGGUUCGAUUAGCAGCAAGUCAGCUACUCGGAUUUAUUCUCUCGGCUCUUGAUACUGAAAAAGUAGAGCAUCUUUUGAAAAAUCCAGACGAGGUCCCCGAAUCUGGAUACAUAUAUUCCGACCCAGUCACCACUUUAAGAAGUUUAACACUAGAUUUGAUCGCUCAGCUGUAUCCAGAUAUGACAUUGGAAGAAUUAUCGGAUCAGAUAGUCAAGAAUUUGGUUUUCAUUGCAAGACUCUUGCAGUCUUUAGAUGUUGGGACUGUCAAAUCUGGAGAAAGCCAAGAAAUUCCGAAUGAGACUGACAAAAAUAACAUGUUUUCGCUUCUCUGGAUGGUUAAGAAAAUGAGGAAAAGUGUCAACCUGGAAGUGACUCAAUCUCCGAAAUCUGUAUCUGUUAGACAAGCAGUUUUCAAAUGGACAGCAGGAAUAGUAGCUAUGAUUCCCAUAGAAAUUCUGGAACCACUUUUGUUCCAUUUGAUGUCGCCUUUGGUCAGAGAAAUGAUAACUACUGAAGAAUCAAAUGCUCCCUUAAGACAAUUAGCAAAAGAAGUAUCCGGGAUGAUAAAGAAAAGAAUGGAUAGAGAGGAGUACGUUAAAUUACUAAGUGUAAUUCAACAGAAGAUUGACACUAGAAAAGCGGAAAGGAAAAAGUCUCGAAAGCAACAGACUAUCACGGAUCCAGAGUUGGCCGCUAAGCGAAAGAUUGCGAGACAACAGAAAAAGAAGGAAGCGAAGAAAAGGAAAAUAGAAAACUUUAAAGGAAACAAAGUCGCGAAGAAAAAACCGCGUAAGGAAGUUGACUUCGAAACAGUGUAAAAAAUACACUAUAAAUUAGGUGCGAAAUAUGUAUAAAUUUUUUUAAAUUCAUUUUUCUGAAACUGUAUAUAGAAAACUGUACAAAAUAAAGCUUGUGUUUUAAUAAAAAUUUAGUUAAAUGGA
Belonocnema kinseyi is the source of this 8534-nucleotide messenger RNA. Its product is annotated as small subunit processome component 20 homolog. The record is from RefSeq and is a predicted model, not a curated record. The transcript is spliced from 6 exons. Gene Ontology annotation, cellular component: small-subunit processome; nucleolus; 90S preribosome. The coding region runs from base 87 to 8411 and encodes 2774 amino acids. NCBI's taxonomy places the organism in Eukaryota, Metazoa, Arthropoda, Insecta, Hymenoptera, Cynipidae.